AUGACCAAUUCGACGGUAAGCGCCUCUCCCCACAGCCCAUCCCUAACCCUAGCCCCAGCCCAGAUCCUAUCUCCGCCGCCUCCCGCCGCAGAACCAGACCGUGAGACGGUGCUGAACUACGUUUUCCAGGCGACCUCCGACGACGAGCUCUCCAUCUUCAAGGAGCUGGUCACGAUAAUACUGGACAAUGGCAGGGGCCGCCCCAAGGAAGCGAUUGAGGAAUUGAGGGUGGAAGAUGUCGGGCAGCUUGAAGGUUUCAGUGCGCUGCACAUUGCGGCCAGUAAAGGGAGUCUGGGGGUGUGCAGGUACCUCGUCGAGGAGCUGCUGGUAGAUGUGGAUCUGGUCGACAAGGAAGGUCCAUCUAUCUUCAGAACCCUAAUCUAUUGGUUUAGGACCCUGCGCACACAUUCAGUCUAG
Molecule: messenger RNA, 417 nt
Organism: Triticum turgidum subsp. durum (durum wheat)
Lineage: Eukaryota; Viridiplantae; Streptophyta; Magnoliopsida; Poales; Poaceae
Source: the annotation of a GenBank genome assembly